Molecule: messenger RNA, 263 nt
Organism: Didymodactylos carnosus
Lineage: Eukaryota; Metazoa; Rotifera; Eurotatoria; Philodinida; Philodinidae
Source: the annotation of a GenBank genome assembly
AAAAAACGCUGUUUGGAGUCAAUAUAACCUCAUCAGAAAAAUUUGAUAAAGAAAAUCGCUAUCGUACAUUUGAACUAUUAUCGAUACCCUAUCCUGCUGAUCGAGGUAUUUUAUUACAUUGUUUAUCUGGCUGGGACCGUACACCGUUAUUUAUUUCAAUGUUACGUCUCUCAUUAUGGGCUGAUAACUGCAUCCAUCAAAGUUUAACUGUCGAAGAAAUUCUUUAUCUAACUAUUUCAUAUGAUUGGUAUUUAUUCGGGUAA